AUGUCGCAUUACGGUGGUCCUCCCAACCAGCAGUACGGUGGUGAUCAUUACGGCCAACAGGGUCAGCAGGGCCAGGGCUAUCCUCCUCAGCAAGGAUAUGGCGGUCCUCCACCGCAAGGCUAUUAUCCCCCAGAGCAGCACCAGCAACAAGGCUACGGUCAGCAACAGCAGGGUUAUGGACAGCCCCCUCAGUAUAACCAGCAGGGUUAUCCUCCCCAAUACAACGAACAGCCUCAACACGGUCAAUAUCCCGGUGGUCCCGGAUAUGGUGGUCCCCCACAAGACCGUGGCCACUCGCCUUAUCCCCCACAACAGCAGCAACAGCAAUACCCGCCUCAAGGCGCAAGUGCCUCAUACUACGGCAACGCACCCCCUCAGGAGCAAUAUGGAAAUGCCCCUGGCCCUGGUGGUCCGGAAGGCGAGAAAGGUCUCGGCUCGACUCUCAUGGGUGGCGCCGCGGGUGGCUUCGCCGGCCACAAGCUUGGAGGUGGAUUCCUGGGCAGCGCCGCUGGAGCGGCCAUUGGCGCUGUUGGUAUGAAUAUGGCAACCCAUAAAAUAAAGGAUCACAAGAAGGGAAAGAAGGAAAAGAAGGAAAAGAAGCACAAGCAUCACAAGCGCAAGGGCUCCAGCUCGUCUUCGAGUUCGUCCAGUUCGAGCGAUUAA
Molecule: messenger RNA, 663 nt
Organism: Penicillium manginii
Lineage: Eukaryota; Fungi; Ascomycota; Eurotiomycetes; Eurotiales; Aspergillaceae
Product: putative glutamine-serine rich protein MS8
Exons: 3
Coding region: 1-663 (220 amino acids)
Source: RefSeq, a predicted model, not a curated record